Molecule: messenger RNA, 4866 nt
Organism: Girardinichthys multiradiatus
Lineage: Eukaryota; Metazoa; Chordata; Actinopteri; Cyprinodontiformes; Goodeidae
Exons: 15
Coding region: 526-4866 (1446 amino acids)
Source: RefSeq, a predicted model, not a curated record
UGUCGCUCUCUGAUUGGCUGAUGCUGCAGCUAUGUCCCGGUCAAGCUUCUGGAAUCUUCCCAGAUGUCGCUCUCUGAUUGGCUGAUGCUGCGCUAUGUCCCGGUCAAGCUUCUGGAAUCUUCCCCCUUCUGAGUCUGCUCCGGUCUAGCUUUUCACUUGUGCGAGACUUUGCAAUUUGGAAGUUUUCCAGUGCUGCCAGCUGUGAUCUUCACCUGUGCUUUACUACACCCACCUUAAAUCAUCUACACUACUGUUACAUCUCAAUCAGAAAACAACACACUGACUAGAUAAACAUAUUCAGACACAACAGACAUUUAUUUACAAACCUACACAUAAUAUUCACUAACACACACACUUUCACUCACACACACACACAUUCACUCACUAUCUUCCCACAAACACUGUUUCAUUCAUUUGGAACAUAUUUCAAUACAUUUUACAGUUUGUAUUUUCUCUGUUGCUUUGAUCUAGAUAACCGGUUUUUUCUCCCCCAGUUUUCUUCUGUUUUUCUCUCUGUCCACCAGGAUGCCACGCAAGGGACGACGCUCUGAGGCCGCCAAGAAGAGAUGGAGGACCCUGGACCAGGAGGACCUGCAGAGCAGCCAGCCGGACGUCGCCAAGCCCAGGACAUCCCCACCCACCGCGCAGGCUUGGACCCCCACCCAGUCUCCGGAGAAGAAGAUGUCCCGACUGCUGGAGUCCCCGGGCCAGGUGGUUUGCCAGGAGGAGCCCCGUAGGCCAUUGACCUCUCUUGUGUCACGCCGUGGGACGGGGCGUCGCCAUCGCGUCGUGAAGUGGCCGUUUUCCCCUGUGACUUACCGUAGUCACAAGUUGGUCCUGCCAGCCGCGGUCCCGGAGAAGAGGUUUGUUCUUUUGGUUGGUGACUCCCAUCUGCGUGCUUACGUUGAUGAGUUUGUCUCCAUGCCAGAGGGCAACCUCUCCUUUGGGUUUCUUGCAACCCCCGGGGCCUCGGCGGACGAGUUGAGGCGUGAGGUGCUGGGAGCAGUUCUGCCUCGGACCCCCGAGGUAGUCUGUCUUCUGGCACCCGGCAACAACUUGGAAGCCAGAAGGACCGUGCAGCAGUCGGGCGCGGACUUCAAGGGGCUGCUGCUCGCCGUCGGCAACCUCUGCCCUAACGUGGUUGUUGUGGACUUUCCUCCACGUCUCACCGUGGAGGAAGACCACCAACAGCUGCUCCGGCAGGAGUACCACCGUGUGGCUGCUCGGAGAAAUGUUCGCUACCUCUCGGUAGUUGAACAUUUCCCGCGGAGCUGCUUGGACAUGUGGAGCAGGGAUGGCGUUCACCUGAGCGACCAUCCUGGGAUGGAGGUCCUUGCUCAGUUGCUGUGGGAUGCGUCCUACACGCAACUUGAGUUAAGUGCACCGACAUCUCCAGCUCCACCUCCUGCUCCUGUGACGCCUCCUUCCCCCGUGGUGAGACGUUCCCCCCCCAGGCUGGUUGUGGUCGGCGAGGUUCCAGCUCCGCGUCCUUCGGACCCUUUCGCUUGGACUGUUGUCCGUGGUGGCCAGAGGACGUCGCGCCAGGUCCAGAGGGGUGAUGGCUCUCCACACAUCACUGGGAGGAUGGUUGACCAACAGGGAGACCUGCUGGACUCCACCAUUCCCCCGAAUCCUGUGUGGUUCAGCCCAACGGUGCUGGAGGAGAUGGACCGGAUCGUUCCUGCGUCUGGCCGUGACGCUCCGUUACCAACACGUGCUCUGAAGGGGAAGAAGAAAGCCAGUGUGAGACGUCGUCCACGACCCGAUCCCUCCAAGCCGAGACCGGAGGAGCUGCAGGUGGAGGGAGCUCCGACUGAGAGGACCAGGCCAGCCCGUCGCCAGCCCAGGAGAGCCGCCCCCACGUUGGAGGUUGACGCCCCCGCCGAGUCCUCUCCCGCGCCUCUGGAGGACCAUGUCAGGGAUGACAGCUGCCAGGUGGAGGGAGCUCCGACUGAGAGGACCAGGCCAGCCCGUCGCCAGCCCAGGAGAGCCACCCCCACGUUGGAGGUUGAUGCCCCCGCCAAGUCCUCUCCCGCGCCUCUGGAGGACCAUGUCAGGGAUGACAGCUGCCAGGCUUCUUCGUUGGAACCCUGUGCCAGCGGUCCGCCUGUCCACACUCUGAGGGCCACACAUUGCCAGGCUGACUAUAGAUACGGUACAUUUUCCCGUAAUCACCAGUGUACCUGUAUGGCUCUGACAUUUUUAGCGUACCACAGUGAGGGGUUGCAGUGUGACACAGUCUUACUUGACAGAGUACUUGAGCAAGGAGAUGCACUUUAUGUUGGCAUUAAACAGCAGCUCAUGUUGGACGGUAGAUUUGUUGAUAAUCACUUGACAGUUGAAGAGAUGCCCCAACAAGUACUGACAGACGGGAACAUCUACUCUGUACACACAACGGGUGUCAGAGUUGGUCGUGUUUUGUGUCAGAAUGAUAGCCCUCAAAGGUCACGGCCAAUGGGAUUGCCUCUUGCCUCACAACUAGAGUGUCUGUCUGAAAAUGUCACCCAUGCUUUUCUUUUGGUGACUCCAGAGUGCAUUGCAGUUUUCCGGGACAGAGACGGUAGGUUUGGAGUUUUUGAUUCUCAUUCCAGAAACUCAGCAGGCCUGCCCCAUCCUAACGGAACUGCAGUGGUCAUGACCUUUAGCAACCUAAUGCUCAUGGUUGAACAUCUGUACAAACUCUUUCAGAACCGUGGCCCCCAUGCCACGUAUGAGUUUGUACCAGUAUCGUUUGUCAGCGAUGACAUUGGUGAUGCCCCUCCUCCGGCCUUGAGCAAUCUUAAUAUUUCACCUGGAUCCACACAAGCAAGCCCUAAGAAAUCAGAGAGCACUUCUGAUGAAGAGGAUGAAGAGGAAAUGCCAGCUUGGCUUGUUGAAGUUGGCCACAUAUUAGAGGAAACUGUCCCAACGAUGCCAGAUGUGUCCAAAUUGCCAAAAGCCAGGAGAAUAAAAGUAAGAGACAGGAUCAAAGCACAGCUGGGACAGGAUGUAGUUAAAAAAAUGAAACAAAGAACAUCUGAGAAAGAAAAAUAUGAUACAUCGCCUACAUAUAAGGUAAAAAAACUACGGGCAAUGAAACAAGCAUAUCUUCUUCAACAUGCAGAGAGGAAGAUCCAGUUAACUGCUAGAUAUAAGCGUGAUGUUGCUUACCGAAGGAGACUAAUGGAAUAUAUAAAGGAAAGGUACAGCAACGAUCCCAAGUUCACAGCCAGACAGAAAAGACUUAUGAGGAUGUAUAUGAAGAAAAUGUACAGCAAGUUACAGUUCCGGGUGCAACAUAUUAAAAAAUGUGCUGUCAACAAGAGACUAAGGCUAUCAAAGAAGACACUUCCUCAAAAUACAAUGCUGCAGUGUGCAAUGAGAAUCAGGCGAAAAUACAGAAGGACUUUAGGCUUUCUCCAAGGAACUCCACAGCCUCUGAUCAGCAACGAAAUGAAAGCUGCAAUUAUGAAAUUUCAAGAGAAAAUUCAACUUGGACCCACACAUGUCUGCACGGUUUGUCACAGAGCUCUUUUCCCGAGUCAAGUCAAGCAUUGUAACAGAGCCAAAUAUACCAAGAACAUUCGUGUGGAGGCUGAAUGCCUGACAGGUACGUAUGUUCACAUGUGUGACUCUGCAUGCUCCGCCCCGUGUUCUGUACCCAAAGAGAGGACUCAGGAGUGGAUCUGCUACACAUGUGACAGCUACGUAACCAGAGGAAAGAUGCCAUCAAUCGCUGCUGCCAAUCAUCUGGACCUGGCACCGAUUCCCACAGAGCUUUCCCUAUUGAAUGUACUUGAGAGGCAAUUAAUUGCAAAAAUACUGCCUUUUGCAAAGAUUGUUUCAUUGCCCAAAGGACAGCAGAGAGCAAUUCAUGGAGCUGUUGUUUGUGUACCUUCGGAAAUGGAAACAAUCGUGAACUGUCUUCCCAGGCCCAGCACAGAAGCACAGCUUUUACAGGUUAAGCUGAAGAGGAAAAUUAAAUACAAAGGAUACCAAUACUUUUACACAGUAAACAUGGAAAAUGUUUUGGCUGCACUCAGAAAGCUUAAAGAGACCCACCCGGAUUACAAGGAUGUAAAUAUAAAUGAAAGUGCAACAUUUGAGGAUUUCCAGGAGGACCAACCUGUUGAGGAAUCACAAACCCAAGCAGAGGAUGCAGUCACAGACCAACCUGACCACAUAGGGGAAGAACAUCAGGCUCUUCGACCGGGUCUGAUCUUGGACACGUGCAUGCAGCCACCUGACAUAGCACAGGAAGUGCUCUCCUAUGGAGAUGGAAUUUUUAGUGUCGCUCCCGCCCAAGGAAACAAACCCGUUGGCUUCUUUACUGUUCCAAGGCUGGAAGCCAAGGCUUUUCCUGUGCAGUUCCCCACUGGCCAAAACACGUUAGACGAAGCCAGACGAGUUAUACUGUCACCAAGUAUGUAUUUCAAUGUCAGGCUUUUCUCUGUAGACACUCGAUUUGCCAAAGACCAGAGUUAUCUUUUCUUUGCUCAGUUUGUUACCGAGACUCAUAUGGCCAACAACAGCAUGUCAAUUCAGUCAAGAAAAGGCAAAGCCAGGAGCAAAGAAGGACAAAACAUUUCCAGCAAGAUGCUACAAGACAAAGAAGAGUUAGAAAAACUCAUUCAAAAUAAAGAGGCCACUCGUUUUAUGCAACCCCUAAGAGGAACUCCAGCUUAUUGGGAGAAAGGUUUGCGCGAUUUGCACGCCAUGGUGAGGCAGCUGGGAAAGCCAACCUUCUUUUGUACCUUCUCUGCUGCUGAAAUGAGAUGGCCGGAAGUCAUUGAGGCCAUCAAAGUUCAACACGAGAGCAGGUCAACUUUUCAGAGCUCGACUGGAACACCAAGUGUGACAUUCUUAGGAGCAACCCUGUUACUGUGA